CCAAUGCUAUUUUUAAGACAACUAAACAAAUUAUGAAAAUAAUUUCUUAGUUAUUUUUCUUGUUAUCACAUUCUUACAUGGUACUAACACAAUAUCUUUAAAAAAGUAACAAAAUCAGUCAAAGUAAGUAAUACAGAAAUUAAAUAAUGAUUUUCCCUAAUGGUAAAGAUAAGAAACACACGUGGCGUGACUGGAUUUGGUAGAAUAUUAAACAUGAGAGGAAAGAGAGAAUAAUAAAGAGAGAAUUAAUUUUUUUUUUUUUUUUAAGAGAAGAAAAAAAACGAACGGUGGUGAUAAAAAGUCAGAGCUCUCUCAAAUCGCAGAGGCUCUCAUCUAAUCUUCUUUCUCCAGCGUCCGAUCUUCUCCCGAUCUCUCUCUCUUCAUCCUCCAAUCAUCAACCUUCACUCCCGUCCCGCCCUUUUUCAAUUUCCUCUGGUUCACAUGGCCGAGUCGCAGACCAAGAGUCCCGGAGACCACGUGAGCGGCGGAGACCAGAGCCCGAGGUCGUCGUCGCACGUGCGCGAGCAAGACAGGUUUCUCCCGAUAGCGAACAUAAGCCGUAUAAUGAAAAGAGGGCUCCCUGCUAAUGGUAAGAUCGCUAAAGACGCCAAGGAGAUUCUCCAGGAGUGUGUCUCCGAGUUCAUCAGCUUCGUCACCAGCGAAGCGAGUGAUAAGUGCCAAAGAGAGAAACGGAAGACGAUUAAUGGAGAUGAUUUGCUUUGGGCUAUGGCCACUUUAGGAUUUGAAGAAUUACAUCGAACCUCUCAAGUUGUACCUUACUAGAUAUAGAGAGAUGGAGGGUGAUUCAAAGGGAUCAGCAAGAGGCGGCGAUAUCGCGAAUGCAAAGAGAGAUGGCCAAUCAAGCCAAAACGGCCAGUUCUCGCAGCUUGCUCACCAAGGCUCUUACCCACAAGGUCCUUAUGGAAACUCUCAAGCUCAGCAUAUGAUGGUUCCAAUGCCGGGCACAGAAUAGUACGAUGGUGUUCCAAAAGGGCCGGCCGUGUCUGUAUACUAUUUUGUGCUGUAAGGAUGAGGGUAACUGUGACAAUAAUCAUCUAAAUUAUUAUGUUUUCUUUUUCCUUUUGAUUUGUUCUUAAGAAGUCAAGAGAUUCGUAUUUGUAUUUGGUUUAUUGGUUUUGUGGAUUAUAUCAUGCAAGCCUUAAUAUUGAUGCAACUUAUAGUU
This is a messenger RNA of Brassica napus (rape), 1183 nucleotides long. RefSeq names its product nuclear transcription factor Y subunit B-8-like. NCBI's taxonomy places the organism in Eukaryota, Viridiplantae, Streptophyta, Magnoliopsida, Brassicales, Brassicaceae. The transcript has 7 exons. Gene Ontology annotation, molecular function: protein heterodimerization activity; RNA polymerase II cis-regulatory region sequence-specific DNA binding; DNA-binding transcription activator activity, RNA polymerase II-specific. The record is from RefSeq and is a predicted model, not a curated record. Gene Ontology annotation, cellular component: nucleus; CCAAT-binding factor complex. Gene Ontology annotation, biological process: regulation of transcription by RNA polymerase II. Bases 442 to 783 code for a protein of 113 amino acids.